AUGACCACUCCUGAAGGCGAGCAGAUUGAUCGGAUCCCAGCAUGGAUAAAGAGAGUUACUCAGGAUCUCAAGGUCUCCCCUGUUUACGAUGCGGUAUUCUGGAAUCCUCCCAAAAAUGAGCAAUACCAUUUCAAACAUUCGCGGCCUAUCAAACCAGAAAGCCUUCGAAUUUAUGAGGCUCACGUUGGUAUAUCUUCACCAGAAACCACUGUUGCAAGUUACAAAAACUUCACGGAGAAGAUGCUGCCGCGCAUUAAAUACCUUGGCUACAAUGCUAUCCAGCUGAUGGCCAUUAUGGAACACGCUUAUUAUGCAAGUUUCGGGUAUCAAGUCAACAACUUUUUUGCAGCGAGUAGUCGCUACGGCAGCCCUGAAGAUCUGAAAGAACUCAUAGAUACGGCGCAUAGUCUGGGCCUCGUCGUCCUCCUCGAUGUGGUACAUAGCCACGCGUCGAAAAAUGUGCUAGAUGGGUUGAACAUGUUCGAUGGGAGUGACCAUCUUUAUUUCCAUUCUGGGCCGAAAGGCAACCAUGAGCUUUGGGAUAGCCGCCUGUUCAAUUAUGGAAACCAUGAGGUUCUUCGCUUUCUUCUUAGCAACUUGCGUUUUUGGAUGGAAGAGUAUCAAUUUGAUGGCUUCCGCUUCGAUGGUGUCACAAGCAUGCUAUAUACCCAUCAUGGAAUUGGAACUGGCUUCUCGGGCGGCUAUCAUGAAUACUUCGGACCAUUCGUCGAUGACGGCGGUUUGACCUACCUCAUGCUUGCAAAUGAGAUGCUUCACCAAUUAUACCCUAAUUGCAUCACUGUAGCAGAGGAUGUAUCAGGGAUGCCGGCACUUUGCUUGCCGCUUGCGCUUGGGGGCGUGGGGUUUGAUUACCGGUUGGCCAUGGCUGUUCCCGACAUGUACAUCAAGCUCCUGAAGGAGAGAUCAGAUGAGGAGUGGAAUAUGGGCCACCUUGCUUUUACUCUAACAAACCGCCGUCAUGGCGAGAAGACAAUCGCAUACGCUGAGAGUCAUGAUCAAGCGUUGGUGGGAGAUAAAUCGCUGAUGAUGUGGCUCUGCGACAAGGAAAUGUAUACGAACAUGUCGAUUCUUUCAGAAUUCACGCCCAUUAUUGAGCGUGGUAUGAGUCUCCACAAAAUGAUCCGCCUAAUCACACAUGGUUUAGGAGGCGAAGGCUACCUUAAUUUUGAAGGAAACGAAUUUGGUCAUCCUGAAUGGCUUGAUUUUCCGCGCGCUGGUAACCAGAAUAGCUUUUGGUAUGCUCGGAGGCAAUUGAACCUUACCGAGGAUGGGCUGCUGCGCUACAAAUUUCUCAACGAGUUCGAUCGCAAGAUGCAACUAACCGAAGAGAAGUACGGGUGGCUCCAUUCACCGCAAGCUUAUGUUAGCCUCAAACAUGAGGAAGAUAAAGUCAUUGUAUUCGAACGGGCAGGGCUGCUCUGGGUCUUCAACUUCAAUCCCACCAAGAGUUUUGCGGAUUAUCGGGUCGGGAUAGAUAAGCCAGGUACCUAUAGAAUAGUACUCGACACGGACGAUAGCGAAUUCGGUGGGUUUAACCGCAACGCGAAGGAGACGAGAUUCUUCACCGCCGGCGAAGAAUGGAACGGCCGGAGCAAUUACAUCCAAGUGUAUAUCCCUUCUCGGACAGCAUUGGUAAGCCUUCCUGUGACUUACUCCUUCUUAGGUUUGAUCUGA
Uncinocarpus reesii 1704 is the source of this 1695-nucleotide messenger RNA. Its product is annotated as 1,4-alpha-glucan branching enzyme. Gene Ontology annotation, molecular function: 1,4-alpha-glucan branching enzyme activity; cation binding. Gene Ontology annotation, biological process: glycogen biosynthetic process. Bases 1 to 1695 code for a protein of 564 amino acids. The record is from RefSeq and is a predicted model, not a curated record. The transcript is spliced from 3 exons. Gene Ontology annotation, cellular component: cytoplasm. NCBI's taxonomy places the organism in Eukaryota, Fungi, Ascomycota, Eurotiomycetes, Onygenales, Onygenaceae.